Molecule: messenger RNA, 1650 nt
Organism: Arthroderma uncinatum
Lineage: Eukaryota; Fungi; Ascomycota; Eurotiomycetes; Onygenales; Arthrodermataceae
Product: DNA-(apurinic or apyrimidinic site) lyase 1
Exons: 5
Coding region: 1-1650 (549 amino acids)
Biological process (GO): base-excision repair
Cellular component (GO): nucleus; mitochondrion
Molecular function (GO): DNA-(apurinic or apyrimidinic site) endonuclease activity; phosphoric diester hydrolase activity; DNA binding
Source: RefSeq, a predicted model, not a curated record
AUGCCAUCCACCACUCGCUCGUCUCGACGGAGCCGCGAAGAUAAACCUGCCUCAACCACGGCGGAAGAGGUCAACGAAGCACUGAAAUCAGAAAGGAAACGAGGACUGAGCCAGGCGCAAGCUCCACCGUCAAAAAGACCAAAAAAGCCAAGCUCCACCAGCGAACAAAUACGGUCUAAUUCCAAGCCCAGUGUCAAGGGAAAUCUAGAGGAUACGGACAUUGCAGUGACAGGGGAUUCAAAGGAUAAAGUACCAACGAACAGAGAAGCAGACAGCAUAAAAGAAGUGAAGACGGCCCACGGAAAAAAGGAGGAAAUUGUGCCAGCCAAAACCACCGUCCAGAGGAAACGAAAGGUCAAGGAAGAUACAUCCACUGAGAUGGCACCCCUUGCCUCCCGUGCUACCGGACUUCGAAUGCUGGUAGGAGCUCAUGUUAGCGCGGCAAAAGGGGUUCAAAAUUCAAUUUCAAACAGCAUGCAUAUUGGCGGCAACGCAUUUGCAUUGUUUCUUAAAUCCCAAAGGAAAUGGGAUAACCCUCCGCUCCAGGAUGGGCACAGAGACCACUUCAGAAAAGCAUGUGCAGAAAAUAACUACGAUGCAUCAAAGCACAUCCUCCCACACGGCUCAUACCUCGUGAAUUUGGCACAGGAGGAUCCAGCAAAAGCAAAGGUUGCGUAUACCUCGUUUUUGGAUGACCUGCGCCGCUGCGAGGCCCUUGGUAUUAAACUAUAUAACUUUCAUCCUGGGGCUACAAAUAAAGCGUCGCUUGAGUCUUCCCUUUCUCGACUAGCCAAGUCUCUCAUAUCAGCCCUCGAUGCCACAGAAACAGUCAUUCCCGUCCUCGAAACAAUGUGUGGCCAUGGAACGACCAUUGGUGGUCCUCUUUCUCACUUCCGUGACCUAUUUGCAUUAAUCCCUGAAUCCUACCACUCUCGACUUGGCAUCUGUGUCGACACAUGUCACAGUUUUGCCGCAGGAUAUGACCUGCGAACUCCCACCGGCUGGGAAAAGUUCAUGACCGAAUUUGAUGAAACCAUUGGUCUCAAGUUCUUACGAGCAUGGCAUUUAAACGAUUCAAAAACUCCGCUUGGUAGUAAUAGAGACCUCCACGCCAAUAUCGGAACAGGUUUUCUAGGGUUGAGGGCAUUCCAUAACUUGAUGAAUGACAAGAGAGUUGAAGGGAUGCCAAUGAUCCUAGAAACGCCAAUCGAUAGACCCAUGGAGGAUGCCAGUGAAAACGAACAAAAGGGCGAAAAUGAAGCAGUAGAUAGCGAAAGUGGGAACGAUAAAAAGGAAAAGGCCAAGGGCAAAAAGAAACCCACGGCUACAAAGGUCGCCAAAGGCAAGAAGACAAUCGAAGAUAAGUCUGUCUGGGCCAGAGAAAUAAAGCUCCUCGAAAGUCUGAUUGGCAUGGACCCCGAAAGUGAAGAAUUCCUUGCCUUGGAAGCCAAAUUAGCGGAAGAAGGAAAAGAAGAGCGGGCAAAACACCAAGCCAUGUUUGAUAGGAAGGAAAAGGAGAAGGGCGGCAAAACUAAGGACAUACGGUCCAUGUUUGCUAAAGGGAAAACUCAGAGAAAGGGUGCAGCAAGAAAGAAGGAAGAGAGCAGUGAGGAAGAGAGCGACGAAGAGUGUGGUAGUGGACACGAAUGA